CCCUAACUGGGUGGCAUGCUGAAGUGGGUUUAGGAAAAAGCAGCAUUCAGUUUUUGUCACACAGCUCCAUAUUUGUCAGAUGAGAACCUCUUUUGCUCUCUCUGCACUGGGAGCACAUGCGACCUAAUGUGCUGACCAGAGCCUGUAGCCAGAUGUCUUGAGACAGGAGAGGGAACUGGGGUAAAGACCCCCCCAGGAAAGCGCCUCAGAAGGCAUAGGAUGGGAAAGGGUAGCAGGGGGAUUCAGAGCCUCAGAAAGCAGAGAAUCAGAUCCAUUGCUGAUAGCAAUCUUGCACUCCAAAAGGCAUGACCAAGAUACAGCCUAAAGCAGCCUGGCCAUCAUGGUGCCCCACACAUUGUGUUGUGCUUUUGGAACAUUCUUGUCUUCAGUUGGUCCUGAGAACCUGGGGCUGGUGGCUGAUCAGUAAGAGCCAUUCCCAGGUUUCAGGUAGUGAAAUUGUCUCCACCUUAAGUCAGGUUCCUUAGGCCAAACCCCAUGCCAUUCACGACACAGUCACUUCUCUACCUGACCACAGGGACAUGGCACAGGUCCUUUCUCCUGAAGGUCAAGGCUUCCCAUGACUCAAGAAAGGAGGGCUGCUCCCCAGAGUUGUAGCAGAGUCCAGAACUCUUCCUGCAGUUGGCAGAUGGUCACAGCAACUACAGGCCAGAUUUAUGUCACUGAGGAUCUGUCCUCCUCCUAAGUAAACUCCCUGGUCACUGGAUCAGAGUACGGGAAAGAGCUUGUGCUGUGGAAGACUGGGCACAUUGCUGUGAUGUGAGGUGACAAUUACAUGAGGCACUUGGGAAGAGACUAGUGAUGUGGCAGGAUAUAUGUAUGAAGACACGAGCACACAUGCUGAGUGUUCACAUGUAGCUGUAAGUUCAUUUGUGCAUGCGAUUGCAUGAUUCGGGUGAAUGUAGAGCACAUAGAUCUGUGUAUGUGUAAUUCUCAUGUAUGCACAGACAAGAGCUUGCUGUACAUGUGUACAUGCAUGUACACAUUUACCAAGGGCCUUCCCCCACCGUUGUGGCUCCUGCCCAGGUUCCAUGCAUGCGUGCUUCAGCUUCCCUUUGACCAGCAUGUUAGGAAGAACCCCGCAUUCUUUUUGAGCAUCAUCUCCAACAUAGCAUCCUGCUGCUACUCCAUCCUGAAGGUCAAGAAUGCAGGAAUGACACUAAAGGCCAAGGGUGCCUCUGGCUCAUUUCCUCCUGAAGCUGCACGUUGGCUCUGCUACCGAGCCUUCCUGCUCAAGCUGGCUGGUCAUUCUGUCACCUACAAGUGUCUCCUGGGACCACUCAGGACAGCCCAAAACCAGCUGUGCCGGAAGCUCCCAAGGGCAACAAUGGCCAUCCUUGAGGCUGCAGCUGACCCAGCCCUGAGCACAGACUUUCAGACCAUUUUGGACUAACCCCGCCCCUUCAGCUGGAUGAACAUGGGCAUUGUAGCCUCACCACUCCUGGGUGCAUGUCACAAGAGGGACAGACCUAUUGUGAGGCCAGUUUGUCCCUGUGCUAUGUUUCCUGUGGUGGGCUUGAUUUCCUUCCUGAUGCUCUCCGGGGAAGCAGCUCCCACCCCUAUUAGUGGCAGGGAUCAACUAGCCACCAACACCACACAGAGGUAGAAGACACAUGGGCACUGGGGCAGUGUGGACAGAUGUGAGAUGCCUGGCCCUUGUGUCUUGUCACAUCUAACCAUGGAGUCUUUCCCAAUGGGGUCAGAGUGUCUCAGAGAU
This is a messenger RNA of Cricetulus griseus (Chinese hamster), 1735 nucleotides long. NCBI's taxonomy places the organism in Eukaryota, Metazoa, Chordata, Mammalia, Rodentia, Cricetidae. The record is from RefSeq and is a predicted model, not a curated record.